Molecule: messenger RNA, 1983 nt
Organism: Penicillium diatomitis
Lineage: Eukaryota; Fungi; Ascomycota; Eurotiomycetes; Eurotiales; Aspergillaceae
Product: putative PHD and RING finger domain protein
Exons: 2
Coding region: 1-1983 (660 amino acids)
Source: RefSeq, a predicted model, not a curated record
AUGUCUGACACGUGCAUCGUCUGUCUAGGGGACCUUGGCGAAAGCGCUAGUGACCCUCUCGCGGUCGAGGCAGUGCCAAGACUCGAUGCUGCUGACCCAGCGGCUAAGGCCCCGAUGUCCAGUGAUGACGAAUGCUCUAGUGAGAUAGCCCAAUUGUUGCCCUGCGGACACAUACUUCACCAUAUUUGCCUGAAGCCCUGGGUGGAAAGAGCAAAUAGUUGCCCGAUAUGUCGCCGUAAUUUCAACAUGGUAGAGUUGAAGAACCAGCCUGGAGGUCCGAUCAUUUCAUCAUACGCUGUCCAAGACCGUGUCCAGGUCGCCGAGAUCGACCCAUCCAUGGUAGCUGACUACGGCGAUGAAGACUUCGGCGACUAUCUACCUUGCACAAUCUGCGGACAGUGCGGUGAUGAAGAUGUGCUGCUCCUUUGUGACGGCUGCGAUGCUCCAUCUCAUGUCUUUUGCUUGGGACUGGAGGGUGUGCCUUCUGGGGACUGGUACUGCGACAUGUGUGAGACGCUACGGGCGGUGGAGCCUGCUGCGGAGAUAGUGAAUUCCCAGCCUCGCACCACAGCACGUCGAGACGGUCGCACACGGGGUUCGCGCCGUCAGACACGAAGCAGUGACCAGGUAAACUCCUUCCACUGGGCACGCGUGUGGCAAGCUGUAUGGGACAAUCUCAACUUCGAUUUAGAUUUCCCAUACGAUGAUGAUCGUGCUGCUCAGCGUGUGCUACAGCAGCGACGGCGUGAGGAGGCAAAUCAGCGCGAGUUUCGGGCCUGGCAACGCAGAUUCGAGGUCGCUGAGCGACAGGGAGGUGGACAUCGCUUUCGCGACAGUGCCCCCCUCUUCGACCUUGAAUCUCCCCGGCCCUCGCGCCCUCGGGUGCCGAGGAACCCCACGCCUGAGCCGGAGUCUCUCGAGGAGAUGCGGGCCUGGAACGCAUUUGAACGAGCUCGCGAGAUCGAAAAUGAUCCCAGUGCUGCUCGCAAACGCAAAGAACCGACCCUAUCGCCUGAACCUGAAUCCUCUGAGCCACAGCGUAAGCUCAAGCGUCCUCGCACAAGGCGACCCCAGGACCUCGCCGCGAUAGCGCAACAGACUGGAGACACCUCGAGAACGGCGACUGCGGGCAGCGCCGGUGGCGUCGGCGGUAGUAGUAGCUCUACUGGUAGCGCUAGCUCUACUCGUGAUUCGACUGGUGCCACUGGUCGGGUAAAUGGUGCUGUUUCGGCUGAGCCUAGUUUUCUCUCCUGUCUGCUGCAAGAAGUCGAGCACGCAUCUGCCAACGAGCGCACAACGCCUCUCAUGCGACCUGCUCCGGCAUCCGGCGCCCCGGCUGAUCUCGCUUCCUCGGGUCCCUCUUCGCCAACAGCCUCUGCCCUGUCCUCCCACCGGUCCUCUCCGCGACUCUCAUCCGCCACACCUCCGCCCUUCUCGCGUACUCGUGCACUCUCUCCCCUUCGACUAUCGUCUCCAGUGCAGCCCUCAUCACCACCAUUCUCUCCUCAGGUUUCCACUUCCGGAAGCCCCCGUCCACCGGCUCCAGCCAAACCACAAUCAGCGUCAUCUGACGAAUCAUAUCGUCCGCGUUCUCGAAUCCCACGAGCGGCCACCGAGAAAACGCGCUCUCGGUCUGCAGAGACAUCUUCCCGUGGCGGCGAGCCUUCCUCCGAAGUGAAAUCGGACAUUCGCAGCAUGGUCAGCACCGCUCUGAAGCCACAUUAUCGCUCCAAGACCAUCACGCGAGAGCAAUUCACCGAAACCAAUCGCACAAUCUCACGUCUGCUCUACAAACGCGUGGGCAAAGCCCAGACUCUCGGCCCAGAGGUUCGUACGGAUCUAGAGAACACUGCGAACUUUGAGGUACAGAAGACUGUCGGUGCCUUGCAUAAGAAGAACAAGGAGGAUCGCCAGGCGCAGAAGCAGAAAUUGAAAAUGAAGCAGACCGCGCAGCCAGCGGCGUCAGCGGGCGACGGUGCAUGA